AUGGCACAAGCUCUACCAGAACUCCCAGAUUGGGAGCAGAUCAGCACGAAUAUCGUCCGCAUCCUGGGCGGGAAUCCAAGCAAGUUCACCCUGCAAGGCACAAAUACAUAUCUGCUCGGGACGGGACCCCGUCGCAUACUAAUCGACACGGGCGCGGGCGAGAAGAAAUGGAUCGAGACGCUACGAACCGUGCUGACCGCUCAAGAGACACCCAUCAGUAUCUCGACGUGUCUACUGACGCACUGGCACCACGACCACCUGGGCGGGGUCAAGGACCUUGAGGAGCUGUGCGAAGAACUCAACCAGCCCGGGGAAGCGGUCAAGGUCUACAAGAACCAACCGACGUGGAACCCCGACGGACUGAUCGACCCUUCGCGCGUGCACGACAUCCAAGACGGCCAGACCUUUUCGACCCCUCUCGCGGAAACGUCGACGCCGUUUGAGAUCCAAGCCAUCCACACGCCAGGACACGCCAAAGACCACAUGGUCUUCCAGAUCACCUCGUCGCCAGACCCGACGGAGGUCGGGGCACUGUUCACGGCGGACAACGUGCUGGGCCACGGCACGGCCGUGUUUGAAGAUCUGCACCUGUACCUGCAGACGCUGGACCUGAUGAAGCGGCGGGUCGUCGACGCGGUGGCCGCGCAGAAAGCAUCCAGCGACAGCAACAUCAAACGAGCCUUCCCGGGCCACGGGGCCGUCAUCUCCGACGCCGUCGCCAAGAUCGACGAGUACGUCGCGCACCGACGCAUGCGCGAGGAAGAGGCCCUCAACGUGCUCAAACACGGGACGACGACGGUGCCCCACGGUGCGGAGCCGCUCGUGCACGACACCAUCACGCGGGUCGGCGACGGCGACGACGAGGACGUCAUCGGCGGCGGCGAGACCGUGCUGGGCAAGGAGUGGGAGAGCAUCGAGAUGGUCAAGGUCAUCUACCGCCACUACCCGGAGAACUUGUGGCAGCCGGCCGAGAAUGGCUUGUUGAUGGUGCUGGAGAAACUGCGCCGGGACGGCAAGGUCGUCAAGACGAAGGAGGGGAGGUGGCGGGUGAGUGAGAAGGCCAUUCUUUAG
Fonsecaea nubica is the source of this 1071-nucleotide messenger RNA. RefSeq lists its product as hypothetical. Bases 1 to 1071 code for a protein of 356 amino acids. The transcript has 2 exons. Gene Ontology annotation, biological process: secondary metabolite biosynthetic process. The record is from RefSeq and is a predicted model, not a curated record. NCBI's taxonomy places the organism in Eukaryota, Fungi, Ascomycota, Eurotiomycetes, Chaetothyriales, Herpotrichiellaceae.